Molecule: messenger RNA, 1118 nt
Organism: Phalaenopsis equestris
Lineage: Eukaryota; Viridiplantae; Streptophyta; Magnoliopsida; Asparagales; Orchidaceae
Product: probable 2-oxoglutarate-dependent dioxygenase AOP1
Exons: 3
Coding region: 1-972 (323 amino acids)
Molecular function (GO): dioxygenase activity
Source: RefSeq, a predicted model, not a curated record
AUGGGAUCCGACUCGAAUCAGGUUCCCAAAAUCCCUAAAAUCGACCUCACCGGUCUACACCCAUCCAACCCCGGCGGCGAGCGCUGGCGAGCUGCGAAGGCCGAAGUUGCGGAGGCUCUGUUCUCUCACGGAUGCUUUGAGGCAACUUUCCCCUCCCUCUCGCCGGAGCUCCGGCAGGCGAUGUUUGGCAGCUGCAUGCAGGAGAUCUUCGCUCUUCCUUUGGAGACCAAGCACCGUCUGAAGACCCAACAACCCUACCAAGGCUACAUCGGCCAGAUACCUCACCUGGCCUACGAAAGCCUCGCAUUCGACGAUGCCCUCUCGCCGGCGGCCGCGGAGGAUUUCACCCAGCUUAUGUGGCCGGAAGGAAAUAACAGCUUCCGGAAGACGGUGAUGGAAUUUGCGAGAACUCUGCAUGAGCUGGUGGAGAUUGUGCAGAGGAUGAUGGUGGAGAGCUUGGGGGUGGAGAAGCACUAUGAUUCUCUGGUGAGCUCAAUCACAUAUGGAGUUCGGAUGUCGGAGUACGGUAUUCCAUUAAACCAGGAAACGAAGAUCAGUUUGGAUGCUCAUAAGGACCCGAAUCUGAUCACGGUGGUUUGCCAGAGCGAGAUUGAUGGGUUGGAGGUUGAAAAUUUUGAUGGAGAUUGGGUUCGCGUCGAUGCAUCUCCAAACUCAGUCACUGUUCUAGUUGGCCUGUCCUUUCAGGCAUGGAGUAAUAUGAGAGUGCGAGCCCCAACGCACCGUGUAAGGGUUCUGGGAAAGGAGAAGAGGUUUUCUGCACUGUUUUCUUCUCGGCCGAGCACCAACGCCAUUGUUAAGAGUCCUGAAGAGCUUGGAGAUGAGGACCAUCCUCUGCUUUUUAAGCCUUUCAACUAUACUGAAUUGGUUAAGUUUCUCUACUCUGCAGAAGGAAUGAUGACCAAAGAUGCUUUCAAUGCUUAUUGUAGAAUAAGCAAUGAAGAAGCUGUUUGAGAUGUUUUAUAUUUAUUAAGUAGUUUGUGAAGUUUUCAUAAAUAUGUUUUAUGUGGUGUUUAUGAUAAUUGCUGAAGCUUUGGCUUGAAGGGAAGAAGUAAGGACAGCUUGUAAUCUUACUUUCACUUGUUGAUUGUGUUUUUAUA